ACAUGAUCAUCACGCGCUUACAAACAACUGAAAACGCGGAACUCCCGCGGAGAUAGUCAGUUGGAGACGUCAUGACUCACUGGUUUCACCGUAAUCCACUGAAGGCUACAGUGCCAGUGAAGUUCGAUGGUCUAAGAAAGUGUGGAAAAGGCGAAAAGUGCAGCGAGAUUGUCACGCAGCUGAAGGUUAGCAGGACACACUUCCUGGACCUGGUGAACAAUGCUGGUAGUGCAGUGGACGAGGUGACGGUGGCCUUCACGGAGUACCUGGGGUUAGUGAAGGGACUGGUAGAGGCACCCCAGGGAGGAGAGAGCAAGCUGAGGACACUCACCACCUUUAAAUGGACCAACUCCCUCCAGGGCCGCACCCCCAGUGUGCAGACUGAUGCCUGGUUUGAGGUCGUAUCUGUUGUGAUGAACAUGGCGAUAUGGCACACCAAACAUGCUGCCCUCAAAGCAUCCGAUGACAGUAUAACAGUGGAAGAGGCGAAGGAAGUUCAUCGUUCGCUAAAACUUGCUGCAGGGAUGUUCCUGCACAUUAAGGACCAUCUGCUCCCCAAACUGCCAGCCACUCCUGAGAAAGGAACUGACUUUGAUGUGAGAGUAGUGGAGGCAUAUGCUGGCCAGUCGCAGGCUGAGGCACAGGAAGUGACUCUGGGCAGAGCACUGGAGCUGGGUCACAAGCCCACAGUUGUGUCGGCUCUAGCCGCAGAGACUGGUCAGCAGUUCACUCUGGCAGGAGACGCCCUCAAGACUCUGGAGCCUGCCCAGUUCAACAAGUGGGCCACUUACCUCGCUCUCAAAGCCGCCUUCUAUGAAUCCUACACCUACUGUUUCUUUGGGAAGGAGCUGCUUGUGCAGGAGAAAUGCGGAGACUCCAUUAAAGCCCUGCAGCACAGCCAAGCAUUGUGUGAGAAGGCCACAAAGCUCUGUGAGAAGUAUGCCCGUACCAAAGGCCCAGGAACCAUUGCUCGUCCAGAAAGACACCCAUUCUUUCAGAAACUAACGCCCAUGGUCAAACUUCACCUCGACAAGAGCACCAGAGAAAAUGGCUUUAUCUACUACCAGAAGGUGCCAGCUGAGCUGCCCGAGAUGGAGCACCAUCAGGUGUAUGGACUGGCCACCCCAGAGGAUUUCGUCCUUCCUCCACACCAUCCUCUCUGGACUGAGGAGUCCUAUGCUGCCUUCCAGUUCUCCCCUGAUGCCAGUGAGAAGUAUGACACAAAGGCGUCAGCCAGUCAGGAAGAGAUUGGACCUGUCCCAGAACCUGACAUUGCCCCAGGCAAGGUGCCUGAGCCUCAGACCAAGUCUGGCUGCUCCAUCUCAUAG
Geodia barretti is the source of this 1328-nucleotide messenger RNA. Lineage: Eukaryota; Metazoa; Porifera; Demospongiae; Tetractinellida; Geodiidae. The record is from the annotation of a GenBank genome assembly.